AUGGUCGUCGACACUGUCCCUGCCGGGGAGCUGCCCCCGGCCUCGGCCCUUGCAAUCUGGCUCCACUCGGUCUUUGACACGGUCGCACACAACUUCAACAGGCUGCCCGGAAGCGCAAUCUUCCUCCGCUACGUCGCAAGCAGCUACCAAAACGACCCCAUCCGCUCCCUCCUCGAGCUCUUCCUCGUCGUCUUCGCCAUCCGCACCGUCCUCCAGAGCCGCACACGCGGAGGCGCAAGCGGCAAAAACUUUGUCCAGCUCAGCAACCGCGAAAUCGACGAGCUCGUAAACGAGUUCUCGCCCGAACCCCUCUGCCUCCCCCUCACCCCCGCAGAGUCGCGCGAGCUCGCCUCCGUCCCCACCAUCAUCGGCGGCGCGUCCAGCAAGCCAAAGAUCAGCAUCGCCGCCCACAACGCCGGAAAGCCCAUCACCGUCACCAACCUCGCCAGCUACAACUUUACCAACCUCGCCGGCCACGACGCCGUAAAGGAAAAGGCCAUCCAGGCGCUCCGAAAGUACGGCGUCGGCAGCUGCUCGCCUCCCGGCUUCUACGGCACCAUCGACGUCCACAUGCAGCUCGAGUCCGACAUUGCACGCUUCCUCGGCGUCGAAAACUGCAUCAUCUACAGCCAGGGAUUCAGCACCAUCUCGUCCGUCAUCCCCGCCUUUUCGAAGCGCGGAGACAUCAUUGUUGCCGACCGCGGCGUCAACUUUGCCAUCCAGAAGGGCAUCCAGGUGUCGCGCUCCACCGUCUACUGGUACGACCACAACGACAUCGACUCGCUCCGCGCCGCCCUCGAGCAGGUCAAGCACGACGAGCGAAGGCGGCGCGGCCCGCUCACCCGGCGCUUCAUCGUCACCGAGGGCAUCUUUGAGGGCGACGGCGCCAUGAUCGACCUGCCCGCCAUCCAGGAGCUCAAGCGCAAGCACAAGUUCCGCCUCAUCCUCGACGAGAGCAUCAGCUUCGGAACCGUCGGCGCAACCGGCCGCGGAAUCACUGAGCUGCAGGACGUCGCCGCCAAGGACGUCGAGAUCAUUGUCGGCUCCAUGGCCAACACGCUCGGCUCGGCCGGAGGCUUCUGCGCCGGCUCCAACGAGGUCGUCUACCACCAGCGCAUCAACGGCACGUCGUUUGUCUUUUCGGCCGCGAUGCCGGCGAUGCUGGCCAUUGCGUCGAGCACUGCCAUCUCGUACAUGGUCUCGCAACCCUCGAUCCUCGCUACCCUCCAGGAGAAUGUCCGCACGCUGCGGUCCGUGCUCGACCACGUCGAGUGCCUGCGCAUCUCGAGCGACGCCGCCAGCCCUCUGGUGCAUGUCCAGAUCCGCAGCAAGACGGACAAGCACCCGGACACGCCCAUGGAAAAGUGGCAACAGGGCAGAAACAGCCUGGGCGUCGGCAGCGUCAACCUCGACGUCGCCUCGACCGACAAGCGCGGCGCAAAGAGCCCGCUCGACCACGACCUCUCGCCCGCCGAGCAGACGCGGCUGCUCCAGUCGAUCGUCGACGACUGCCUCGAGCACGGGCUGCUGCUGACGAGGACCAAGCGGCUGCCCAGCAUCAACCCGGCGGUGCUCGAGAGCGGGCCAGAGGCGAGGCCCAACAUCCGCAUCGCUGUCAGCGCCGCCUUUACCAAGAAGGAGAUGGAAAAGGCGGCGGCGACCAUCAAGGCGUCGGCGCACCGGAUGCUGGGCAAGCGGAGAUGA
Molecule: messenger RNA, 1704 nt
Organism: Pseudozyma flocculosa PF-1
Lineage: Eukaryota; Fungi; Basidiomycota; Ustilaginomycetes; Ustilaginales; Ustilaginaceae
Exons: 1
Coding region: 1-1704 (567 amino acids)
Biological process (GO): ceramide biosynthetic process; sphingosine biosynthetic process
Cellular component (GO): endoplasmic reticulum
Molecular function (GO): serine C-palmitoyltransferase activity; pyridoxal phosphate binding
Source: RefSeq, a predicted model, not a curated record